Messenger RNA from Nicotiana tabacum (common tobacco), 1889 nucleotides. RefSeq names its product diacylglycerol kinase 5. The record is from RefSeq and is a predicted model, not a curated record. Lineage: Eukaryota; Viridiplantae; Streptophyta; Magnoliopsida; Solanales; Solanaceae. Gene Ontology annotation, biological process: phospholipase C-activating G protein-coupled receptor signaling pathway. Gene Ontology annotation, cellular component: membrane. Gene Ontology annotation, molecular function: ATP-dependent diacylglycerol kinase activity.
GGAACAAACAGGGCAGUAGAAAAUGACAAAAUGCAGCCAACUAACCAACUUGCAAAAAGGACAGAACGGCAUGUAGACUCUUCAAAGUCAUUAAUUACCCUUUUCAUUCCUUAACCUACUCCAUUAACGGCUGCUAAUCAGACAAUUCAAAUACUUUUCUUUCACAGGUAGAGUUAAUGGCGAAUUCUGAGUCCGAGCUCAAUGACAACAUACAUAGAGACUUUUAUAUUCCUACCUACAUACUUGCACCGGAUGCUCCGAAUAAGAGUAGGCAUAUAGGUUUACCUGAUAAUGUACCUACAUGCCCUGUGCUAGUGUUUAUUAAUUCUAAAAGCGGAGGUCAACUUGGAGGAGAACUUCUUCGUACAUUUCGCCAUCUUCUUAACAAAUAUCAGGUUUUUGAUUUGGGAGAAGAAGCUCCUGAUAGUGUUUUACGUAGAGUGUACUUGAAUAUAGAAAAGCUGAAGAGUGGUGGUGAUCAAUUUGCUGCCAAAACUGAAGAGAGAAUGAGAAUAAUUGUUGCAGGUGGAGAUGGCACAGCUGGCUGGCUUCUUGGAGUUGUAUCUGAUCUCAAACUAUCUCAGCCUCCACCAAUUGCUACAGUGCCUUUGGGAACUGGAAAUAACCUUCCAUUUGCUUUUGGCUGGGGAAAGAAGAACCCAGGAACCGACCUUAACUCCGUCAUCUCAUUUUUGAAGCAAGUAAUGAAUGCAAAAGAAAUGAAGAUGGACAGUUGGCACAUUCUUAUGAGGAUGAGAGCACCAAAAGGUGGUUCUUGUGAUCCUAUUGCACCGCUUGAAUUGCCUCAUUCUUUGCAUGCAUUUCACCGGGUUUCUCCAUCUGAUGAACUGAAUGUGGAAGGUUUCCAUACAUUCCGUGGAGGUUUCUGGAAUUACUUCAGCAUGGGGAUGGAUGCACAAGUAUCUUAUGCAUUUCACUCAGAGCGAAAAAUGAACCCAGAGAAAUUCAAAAACCAACUUGUCAAUCAGAGUGCAUAUUUAAAGCUAGGAUGUACACAAGGAUGGUUUUUUGCCCCUCUCGUUCAUCGUUCUUCGAGGAACAUAGCUCAACUGACUAAGGUUAAGAUAAUGAGAAAGCAGGGUGAAUGGCAAGACCUUCACAUCCCUCACAGUGUCAGGUCAAUCGUAUGCCUCAACUUGCCUAGCUUUUCCGGUGGACUAAAUCCUUGGGGAACACCGAAUAGCAACAAACGCCGAUAUAGGGACUUGACUCCUCCAUUUGUAGACGAUGGCCUUCUUGAGGUUGUUGGAUUCAGAGAUGCUUGGCACGGAUUAGUCCUUCUUGCUCCAAAAGGACAUGGGACUCGUCUUGCCCAGGCACAUAGAAUCCGAUUUGAGUUUCACAAGGGUGCAGCUGACCAUACAUUUAUGAGGAUAGAUGGGGAACCCUGGAAGCAACCCCUACCUGAAGAUGAUGACACCGUUGUGGUAGAAAUUUCUCAUCUUGGCCAGGUUAAGAUGCUUGCUACUCAUGACUGCAGAGCCAAAAGUAUACACGAUCCCUCAAGUCAUUUCAAUCAUGAAGCUGACGAUGAUGAUAGUGAUGACGAAAACUCGGUCGAUGAAGGAAGGAGGAAAUUUGGGGCAGCAGACACUUUCAAAAUUCCAGAUGAGGUCGAUGUUUCUCGUCUCAGUUAAUUUCAUAAUUCCUCUUUGUUUUCAGCUAGCUCUAUAUUCCAUUUGCUGUAUAGGAGACGAGGAUGUAUUCCUUUUGCUGUAUAGGAGAUGCGCCAUGUCGGAUUUUAAACGACAUUCAUAUUUUAGAGGUUUUGAUAGAAAAUUUCCUGACCAAUUUGUGGUGUAAAGGAGCAACUUUAACGACUUUAGUGUAUGAUUAAGGAGUCGCUCGAAAUGAUCCAUCUAGCCUUA